Molecule: messenger RNA, 2019 nt
Organism: Drosophila grimshawi
Lineage: Eukaryota; Metazoa; Arthropoda; Insecta; Diptera; Drosophilidae
Product: prominin-like protein
Exons: 9
Coding region: 50-1954 (634 amino acids)
Cellular component (GO): membrane
Source: RefSeq, a predicted model, not a curated record
AUUUGUAGUUACAAUUUUAAAGUGUAAUUUUUUGAACCAACCAAAUUUCAUGUGCAUAGCUUAUACAUACAUGUGCACCAAUAAUCCAGCCAAGACCAGAGCCAGGAAACGUGGAUGCCAUCAUGCUAAUCUCAUAGCCAUUGGAUAUUUCAUUGUUCUGCUUGCAUUGAUUGAGCCUGUUCUGGUUGAAGGGGAUGGAGACCUGUUGGGGCAUGGCACCACCCACGAACAGUUGGGCCAGAGGCAUUUUCCACCCGUGGAUUUGACACCGUACUCGUCCACAGUGCACUAUUCCGCCGAUAGGAAUCGCUCCAGUUGGGCAAUCACACCCGUCUUUAAUUUCACACAUUGUCUAUUCGACGCCUUUGUGAGCAGUAAUUCAGCCCUGCCGCCGGGCUAUUUGUCGGUUAAGAAUGGGGAUACUUUGGCCCUGGGUCCCAAGGUGGAGAAGAACGAUUGGAGCGCACUCUUGGCACAUUAUUGGCUGGCCUUAGUUUGGGUCUUCUUCCUGGUGCUUCUCAUAUUUCUCAUGCCGUUCAUUGGUGUGUGUUAUUGUUGCUUCUGUUGCUGUCGUCGUUGCAAGAAGGGAUGUCCGCCAUGCCAGGCCAAAGAGGAUUCCUGCCGCAACAUGGUUUGCAGCAUGCUCCUGCUGCUGCUCAUCCUGUUUAUGCUGCUUGGCGCCAUCAUUGCCUUCACAUCGAACCGAACUCUGGAUCGUGGCCUGGACGACACCCGAGUUACAGUGAGGCGUGGUACCGAGGACACUUGUCGCUUUUUAAAGGACGUCAGCGAUCACAUUCAUCACAUCUUCAUCCACAACUAUGAGGAGCUAGAGGCUCAUAUCAAUGAUAUGCUAACUAAUGCUCAUUUGCAUAUAUUCUUGGACUUGGCCGAUGUCUCCGAGGCAAAUGCCAUCGAGCAAUUGGAACGCAUCAUGGAUAACAUGAAGGAAGCCACAGUGUUGAUGAGACGGGUGGACAAACUGGAGAAGGAUUUGCGUUUCUAUGGCACUCAGCUGCGAGACGGUGUCCGUGGCGCCAAGCGGGAUGUGAACUAUGCCUGCGCCAAUUUGAUUAGCCAUGAAAAGUGCCAGAGUUUCCUAAGGAACUCAGCGAUGGAGUUCGUUGAUGCCUCUCCCUGCCUGCAUCUGGAUAAGAUGCCGAACACGACUGUAUUUGUGGAUGGCAUGCGGAGUAUAAUCCUGGAGAUGCAAAACGUUGAGAUACCCAAAAAGGCGCUGCAGCGUUUUCAGGAGAUUGGCGUCAAAAUCCAUACGGUCCUGCAACAGGUCAUUCCGCCGCUGGUGCGCGAUGUGACCAAGGGACGGAAGGAGUUUGAGACCCGGUCCGGUCAGAUACGCACCCUCAUCGAUAAGGUCAUCAGUGACAUACAUAUGAGGACCUUACGCUCUACGCAAUCCUUUGAGGAUGUUUACGAAAAGUUCGGCUCCGGUCGCAGCUAUGUCAAUGCCUUUGCCUCUAUAUUGAUUAUAACGGUUGCAAUUAUUGUGAUAGUUGCGCUGAUCUGCAGUUGCUGUGGCAGACUGGCAGUUGGCGCCACAUGUUUGUUAAUCGCCAUCAUCUUUAUAUUCUGCAUCUUCUCGUUUUGUGUGCUCCUUGGAUUGUUCUACUUUGUGCUGGGCAUGGUGACGUAUCAGGGCGCCUGUGCUCCACUCCGAGAUCAGGGUGGCAAUGCCAUGUUUCGCGAACUGGACGCAGCCAUCAAUCUGAGGCACUUUCUGCCACAGAUAAAGGGCGAAAAGUCGCAGCCGGCGUUGCGUAUGUCGACGGCCAUCAAAGGUUGCAUGGCGAAUCAGUCGAUCUUUGAUCUGUUGCUGGUGAACAAUCUGUACGAUGCUGAGGAUCUGACAAAUAUUAUGAUCAUGAGCCAAAAGACGGACGAGGAGCAAAAGGAAGAGAUGUUUGAUGAGGAUCUGUGGAGGUGUUCCUCCUAACCGAAGAGGAGCUAACCCAAUUGAAUGGCACAGGUGCCGGUGAUUUGGGUCCAUAUCACAGCGUU